CGCCUCAUUACACAUUUUUCAUCUGAUUAAAGGUAACGAAGAAGAAUGAAGCGGAAGUUACGAUUAAUGUUGACAUGGCGUCUCACAUGUAAAUCAUCGCGCUGCCAACAUUAAAUAAACCAUAAUAUUUGGCGAUUAGAAGCUUCUAGUCAACUAUCUGCGCCAGUACCAAGAACAAACAAUGAGCACACAAUACAGCAUUCUUUUCAAGCAAGAGCAUGCACAUGAUGAUGCUAUUUGGACAACGGCGUGGGGUAAAAGUGAGGCAGAUGGGUCUGAAACUAUUGUCACUGGCUCGUUGGAUGAUAUGGUGAAAGUCUGGAAAUGGUCAGACGAGAAGCUGGAGCUGCUGUGGACUCUGGAAGGCCACCAGCUGGGUGUGGUGUCGGUGGACAUCAGUCAUAAUGGGGCGAUCGCAGCCUCCAGCUCCCUAGACGCACACAUACGUCUCUGGGAUCUGGAGUCUGGAAAGCAGAUCAAGUCUAUGGAUGCUGGACCAGUUGAUGCGUGGACAGUUGCUUUUUCUCCAGACUCUAAAUACAUUGCCACAGGAAGCCACCUUGGAAAAGUUAACACCUUUGGUGUGGAAAGUGGCAAAAAGGAAUUUUCCCUGGAUACUCGAGGAAAAUUCAUCCUGAGUAUUGCUUACAGUCCUGAUGGGAAAUAUUUAGCCAGCGGAGCCAUUGAUGGAAUUAUCAACAUCUUUGACAUCGCCACUGGGAAACUACUCCACACGCUGGAAGGUCAUGCUAUGCCAAUCAGAUCCCUCACCUUCUCCCCAGACUCUCAGCUCCUCGUCACAGCCUCAGACGACGGCUACAUAAAGAUAUACGACGUGCAACAUGCCAACUUGGCUGGAACACUGAGCGGGCACGGAUCAUGGGUGCUUAAUGUGGCCUUCUCCCCAGAUAACACCCACUUUGUCUCAAGCUCGUCUGACAAGAGCGUGAAGGUUUGGGACGCCAGCUCCAGAGCCUGCAUCAACACCUUCUUUGACCACCAGGACCAGGUGUGGAGCGUGAAGUACAAUAGCACUGGCUCCAAGAUCAUUUCUGCUGGAGACGACCGCGCCAUCCACAUCUACGACUGUCCCAUGUGAUGAAGCUUGUCCAAAUCAUGGAGCUGGUUCUGGUCUCUGAAGAGGGAGGGGUGGGACGGAUGCUGUAAAUGUCAUAGGUUUUGUUUUUGCACUGACCAACUACGGUCAAAUAAAGGGUUGGGUUUUUUUA
This is a messenger RNA of Betta splendens (Siamese fighting fish), 1229 nucleotides long. It is a transcript of the gene skic8, whose product is annotated as SKI8 subunit of superkiller complex. The coding region runs from base 182 to 1099 and encodes 305 amino acids. Gene Ontology annotation, cellular component: Cdc73/Paf1 complex. NCBI's taxonomy places the organism in Eukaryota, Metazoa, Chordata, Actinopteri, Anabantiformes, Osphronemidae. The transcript has 11 exons. Gene Ontology annotation, molecular function: protein binding. The record is from RefSeq and is a predicted model, not a curated record.